Molecule: messenger RNA, 2148 nt
Organism: Nothobranchius furzeri (turquoise killifish)
Lineage: Eukaryota; Metazoa; Chordata; Actinopteri; Cyprinodontiformes; Nothobranchiidae
Gene: drc2
Product: coiled-coil domain containing 65
Source: RefSeq, a predicted model, not a curated record
CAUUCCCGUAAUAAUUUGAAUAGACGGGGAACAGAAAACAAACUGGAGGCUGGCUUGACACCAGUCAGAACAUUUCUGUGGGCCGUUCUGAACCAUGGGCUGCACUUAUUUUCAAAAAGGACUAAAUCAAUGAGCAGAAACUCUAACCAUAUUUAUGAGGGCCUGCCUGAUGUAAUCACUUAUCUCAAGUGUUAUUCAAGAGUUUGAACUAAGUUCACGAUCACCUGAUAAUACACCUGCCUCUGAUCAGUUUUCUCCAUCCUCACAGCUAAACUGAAUCAUCGCCAUUUUGCUGCAGCCAGGCACCUGUCGUAUUUUUUUUUCAUCUCUCUUGGUCAAAAUGACAACAAAAACAGCGAGGAACCCAUCCAAUACGGCGGCAACGCUAGGGCCUAAAAUUUCCAGAAACCCUAAACCAGUUGUCACGUGACUUUUUCGAGCAGCACCCGCCUUAACCGGUUGCUAUGGAGACAGAUCACAAACCUGCUGCUGCGGGCUGGCAAAGAGAACAGAGAUUCCAGGUUGUUUUCUUCGCAGGAGGACGCAUGCCGAGGAAAGUGGUGAAACGUGUUGAGAUGACGAAGGAGGAGCAACUUCUGCAGCUGCAGCAGAAACUUCAGGCAGAUGAGGAGUUGGCCAAGAAGAAGGAGGAGACACUCCAGCUGUUCCUGAAGGACAAGCUGCAGAAGGAGAAGAGGAACACGGUGAUGAACCAGAAGAAGCUUGAUGAUGGCUGGAGGAAGGGUCUUCGUCAGCUCCUAGAGAAUGAGCUGCAUAACGACAGGGCGGUGCACCAGCAAACGUCUGAGAGGAAGCUAGACGAGCAGAACUCCAUCAUCCAGAGGCUGGGGAACAGCCUGCAGGAGGCGGAGCAUCAGGAGAUUCAGCAGCAGAACUGUUACCUGCAGCACAUAGAGCACUUGUCGGCUCGGAAAGACAAAUGGCUGAAGACCAGGAAGCAGCAGCGGGAAGGCAGCCUGCAGGAGCUCCAGUCCGCACGCAUUUCCAACUGGAUGAAGAUGUCGGACCUCCAGCAUCGGGCCAGCCUACCGCUCCAGACUAACAGUGACCAGAUGUCCGGACCCAAAGACUUGCAGACCCUGUCCAGCGAGGAACUGUUUAGGACACUGGAGACAGACAUCAAGAACCUGGAGAGCACCAUGCUUCAGAACCAGGAGGUCCAUCAGCACAACUUGUUCCAGUUGGAUCAAAUGGACCAGCAGUUCUACAACGACCAGCACCAGUUCAAUGCUGAUAUGAGGAAGAUGAAGAGGGACAAAAGGCUCCAGCUGACUUACCAGAUCUACUCUGGAAGGAUGGAGCAGGCUUUGAUAGAACCUGACCCGGCAUUCAUCAGCACCAGAAGAACUGGACGGUGGCACGAGGUGACGGAUCAGCUGGUACGAGAUAACCAGGCAAUGAAGAAAGAGCUCAUUGAGCUCAGCAUCAAGAGCGACGCUGUCACCAAGAAGCUGCAGGCCAUCAUCUCCGAGGGUGAGAGGGCUCUGCUGGCUGAUGAGAUGAGUCCCAAAGUGAACGUUUCAACCUCACCACAGGUCUGCAUGGAGGCCGGACCUGUUAAGGGGCUCUGGGAGUUUGAAGAGCUGCAGCAGGAUUCAAACAUCGCUCUGCUGCACCGAGAAGUUCUGAGGAAGCAGAACCUGUAUCUGAUUCAAGAGAACAAACAACUGGAGCUCCUGCUGAGUUGUGGCACAGCAGACCUCACAGCAUGCUCCGUCAUGCUGCAGGUGACCCGUGCCCCCACCUCCACUGGCUGCAGACAGGUGCUUCAUAGUCAUGGAAGGAGCUGUCCUAAACCGCCUGUAGGACCAGAGGAGACAGAGUUGGGAUCCAAACCUCAUCAAAUAAUCUAACCGACACUUCGUUGUCAUUUGUUCAAGAAGUGGUCCGGUCGUUUUCUUCCAUAGUGAAAUCCAGUCUCAGCUGGAUCAGGUCUGUUGGUGUGGAGGUGAGAGGCGCCCCCUGGUGGUCAAACACACGAUGUUAUCUUUAGUUCAUCACUUUGUUCUUGCAGUAAAACGUGAUAAAUGUUAUGGAUUAUAAAAGUAUGAUCAUAAGUUCAACAUAAAUGUAUUGAUGCUAAUUCAUUAAAAAUGUAUCAGAAAUAAAAGAGGAAGUGGGCGUCGA